AUGGGCGUCAAAAGGACUGCGGAUGCUGCCAGUGCAGCAACCGAACCAGACAAGAAGAAAAGGAAGGGCUUCUCAGUUGGACCAGCCAAUCUUCCGGAUGGCACAUAUCGUCGAAAGACGCAAAAAAUCAAGCGCGACCUGAUCCAGAAAGCUAAGGUCAAGAAAGCCUAUGCAAAAAUCAAGGCACAAGAAGAAGUCCAGAAUCAGAACAAUUCCGCCUUGAAAGAGGCCAGCAAUAGCAUCGACAAUGCCCCGGUAGACCAUCCUCCCGCGAGCCUGGAACUACAUCCUGAGCGGCUAGCUAUGCUCGAGGCAGCCGAGGGUACACAGGAUGCGGAGAGUCAACGGAGAGAGGAUCGUUCGCCGCGAAGACCAAGAGACCCCAAUCGUCAGAAUCGGCAGCGCAAACCCAAACAAUCAGGCUACAAGAAAGAGCUGGAACUGGCUGCCCAGCAUAAGUUGCAACUUGAAGCGAAACGCAAAGCCCAAGAGGCCCGAAUACAAGAGCGAAGGGCCAUGGCGAAGGCCAAACGACCAGGAAAAGACGGAAAGCAAAAGCUGGGAAGACAAGGUACUGUCCUACUGAAUCGGGUACGACGAAUGACCGAGGAGGGCAAGAUAUGA
Messenger RNA from Capronia epimyces CBS 606.96, 624 nucleotides. RefSeq lists its product as uncharacterized. The coding region runs from base 1 to 624 and encodes 207 amino acids. Lineage: Eukaryota; Fungi; Ascomycota; Eurotiomycetes; Chaetothyriales; Herpotrichiellaceae. The record is from RefSeq and is a predicted model, not a curated record. The transcript has 2 exons.